Messenger RNA from Penicillium pulvis, 444 nucleotides. RefSeq lists its product as uncharacterized. Bases 1 to 444 code for a protein of 147 amino acids. The record is from RefSeq and is a predicted model, not a curated record. NCBI's taxonomy places the organism in Eukaryota, Fungi, Ascomycota, Eurotiomycetes, Eurotiales, Aspergillaceae. The transcript has a single exon. Gene Ontology annotation, molecular function: catalytic activity.
AUGGGUCAUCACAAAUGGACAAAGAUGGUACCCUCUACCUGGAGGGAAGGGAGAUGGGCGAUCUGGAGUAUGCUCUGGGUUAACAAAGAAGUCGAAGCGGAGCAAGUCCCUGUGGAGUCUCCGGACAUCAUAGCAGCGACGAUCAGGCUCCCUAGGCGGCUGAUCCUAAUAGCAUCGGUUUAUGUUGAAGGAGGCAGCGCCUCGGCUUUGGACGACGCGUGCAAUCUUUUACGCGACGCGAUAACGAAGGUACGACGAGAGAUAGGCGCCGUGGUGGAGAGUCUGAUUGUGGGGGACUUUAACCAACACGAUCAACUUUGGGGUGGUGACGAGGUAUCGCUGGGAAGACAAGGAGAAGCGGAUCCAGUUAUUAACCUCAUGAACGAGUUUGCACUCAGUAGCUUACUCAAACGAGGCACUAAGACAUGGCACGGUGGAGGAUAG